AUGCUUCUACAGGAGAAACUAUCGCAUUACUUAGACCUAGUCGAGGCGCACUUAGUUAAAGAAAUCUCUUCCCGCUUCGACUCGUUCUUCGAAGCCCUGAAAAAACUGGAAGAUCUGAACCGUGGGAUCGUGGAGACGUGCGAUCGCAUCCGUCAGUUGCGCGGCACAAUGGGGAUGCUGGACGAGGACCUUCUGGAAGGAUCACGGAAGCUGCAGGCGACCAAGGUUCGGCGGGAGAAUCUGCUGCAGCCGCAUCAGAAGCUGAAGCUAGUGGCGUUCGUGCACCAGGCCAUGGCGACGCUGAAGCUGCCUCCCUUGCUGCCCCACACCCCACCACCCCCACUGUGCGUGCCGAUGCCUCGGCUGGUGUCAUCGGGGGACUGUGCGGGUGCGCUAGACGUGAUGGACGACCUCAGGCGCCUCAUGGACGGCCAGGAGCUGAUGGGUGCAACCCCGCCCUCUAACUCUUCUUUCCUGCCCCACACGCACCACCCCACCAUGCAUCAGCUGGUGUCGUCGGGCGACUGUGCGGGCGCAAUAGACGUGAUGGACGACCUGAGGUGCCUCAUGGAGAGGCAGGAGCUCAUGGGUGCAACCCUGCCCUCUAACUCCUUCCUGCCCCCCACGCACCACCCUACCGUCCAUCAGCUGGUGUCAUCGGGCGACUGUGCGGGCACGCUAGACGUGAUGGACGACUUAAGGCGCCUCAUGGAUGGGCAGGAGCUCGCAGGGCAGCACUGCUUCCGCCACCUCAACCACCUCCUGGUGUCCUCCUCCGAUGCCGUCAACAGUCUCCUAACAGCCGACUUUGUGAGGGAAGCCGUGCACGAUGCUGCUGACGUGGCGCCUUCCGCUAUAGUCACCAGCUUCAACCUCCAGAAGAGCGUACCCCCCGCUGAAACGCUGCUCGCUAUAGUCAACCUCGAGCGAGAAGAAGCUUUAGGCCGCCUGGGACGACCUUCCAUCACCUUGUUCCCCCCUGGCCCUUCACCCACUGUCUCCCACCCUUUCAUCCCCCACCAGUCCCGUCUGCCUGCAGUGCUGCGCGCGUAUCGAGAUGCAGUGAAUGCGGACAUCAAGGCAGCAGUGAAGACGGUGUCGCGCCUGCCGGCAGUGCUGCGGGCCGACAGAGACGCAGUGAAUGCGGACAUCAAAGCAGCAGUGAAAACAGUGGUGGGCGAGCUGCUGCCGCUGCUCUUCCUGCAGCACGCCGCCGCCGCUGCUGGCGGGGCCGCGGGUGGUGCAGGAGGAGAGAGGGGUGAGGCUGCAGCAGAUGCACUUAACGCGCCAUCUCUCGCCCUCAAGCUCCGUGCCCUUGCCCCGCCCGCCUUCGUCCACUUGCUGCUGGCCGUCUUCUCUGCCGUCCAGACCCGCCUCGUGACGGCGGCAGCCGUUCGGAACGUAGUGUCCAGCAUCGCCACUGCCGGAGCUGCUGCCGGUGCUGCAGCUGCCGCCGCCGAGCCUGCCGCAUCCCCCCAUCCUCUCAUCCCCCUGUCCUCUCAUCCCCCUGUCCUCUCAUCCCCCUGUCCUCUCAUCCCCCUGCCCUCUCAUCCCCCUGUCCUCUCAUCCCCCUGUCCUCCCAUCCCUCUGUCCUCUCAUCCCCCUGUCCUCCCAUCCCUCUGUCCUCUCAUCCCCCUGUCCUCUCGUCCCCCCAUCCUCUCAUCCCCCCGUCCUCUCAUCCUCCUGUCCUCUCAUCCCCCUUUCCUCUCAUCCCUCUCGUCCUCCUAUCCUCCUGUCCUUUCAUCCCUCUGUCCUCUCGUCCCCCUGUCCUCUCAUCCCUCUUUCCUCUCACCCCCCCGUCCUCUCACCCCCCCGUCUUCUCAUCCCCCCGUCCUCUUAUCCCCCUGUCCUCUCAUCCCCUUUUCCUCUCAUCCCACUGUCCUAUCAUCCCCCAUCCUCUCAUCCCCCUGUCCUAUCAUCCCCCCAUUCUCUCAUCCCCCUGUCCUAUCAUCCCCCCAUCCUCUCAUCCCCCUGUCCUCUCAUCCCUCUGUCCUCUCAUCCCCCUGUCCUCUCAUCCCUCUUUCCUCUCAUCCCCCCGUCCUCCUAUCCUCCUGUCCUUUCAUCCCUCUGUCCUCUCGUCCCCCUGUCCUCUCAUCCCUCUUUCCUCUCACCCCCCCGUCCUCUCACCCCCCCGUCUUCUCAUCCCCCCGUCCUCUUAUCCCCCUGUCCUCUCAUCCCUCUUUCCUCUCAUCCCUCUGUCCUCUCAUCCCCCUGUCCUCUCAUCCCUCUUUCCUCUCAUCCCCCCGUCCUCCUAUCCUCCUGUCCUUUCAUCCCUCUGUCCUCUUGUCCCCCUGUCCUCUCAUCCCUCUUUCCUCUCACCCCCCCGUCCUCUCACCCCCCCGUCUUCUCAUCCCCCCGUCCUCUUAUCCCCCUGUCCUCUCAUCCCUCUUUCCUCUCAUCCCACUGUCCUCAUCCCCCCGUCCUCUCAUCCCCCCGUCCUCUCAUCCCCUGUCCUCUCAUCCCUCUUUCCUCUCAUCCCCCCGUCCUCCUAUCCCCCUGUCCUCUCAUCCCUCUCCUCUCGUCCCCCUGUCCUCUCAUCCCUCUGUCCUCUCGUCCCCCUCCUCUCAUCCCCCUGUCCUCUCAUCCCCCCGUCCUCUCAUCCCCCUGUCCUCUCAUCCCUCUUUCCUCUCACCCCCCCGUCCUCUCAUCCCCCUGUCCUCUCAUCCCUCUUUCCUCUCAUCCCCCCGUCCUCCUAUCCUCCUGUCCUUUCAUCCCUCUGUCCUCUCGUCCCCCUGUCCUCUCAUCCCUCUUUCCUCUCACCCCCCCACCCUCUCACCCCCCCGUCUUCUCUUCCCCCCGUCCUCCUAUCCCCCUGUCCUCUCAUCCCCCUGUCCUCACCUCCCUCUGUCCUCUCAUCCCCCUGUCCUCUCAUCCCCCCCUCCUCUCAUCCCCCCGUCCUCUCAUCCCCCUGUCCUAUCAUCCCCCCAUCCUCUCAUCCCCCUGUCCUAUCAUCCCCCCAUCCUCUCAUCCCCCUGUCCUCUCAUCCCUCUGUCCUUUCAUCCCCCUGUCCUCUCAUCGCCACCGCACCUCCUUGCUCAACAGAGGACAAUGCACUGA
This is a messenger RNA of Closterium sp. Yama58-4, 3057 nucleotides long. The record is from the annotation of a GenBank genome assembly. Lineage: Eukaryota; Viridiplantae; Streptophyta; Zygnematophyceae; Desmidiales; Closteriaceae.